UCCACCUCUAUUCUUUAAUUCGGCACGAAAACUCAUUUGGUCAGUUUUCCUACAAUCAGAGACACAUCAACACAGCACAGUAUUGGGGGCUGAUACAAUACUUCACCGUGCAAAGCAGGGUAGAGGUUUUCAGCCUCUCCCCCAUCCGAUUUGUAAUGGGGUCUUCCUAGGAUCAGCUCAGGGUUUUUCCCAUCAGUACAGUCCCGUUUGGAACCCGGAUGUUAGCCUCAGUCAAUCCUCACCAAGCCCCGCCAGCUUCAAAUUCUGCGCCACUUUCCGUCUAGCUGUCAUGCGCAGGUUCACUCCGGCGCCAAGGCAGUCGCGAGACUCAGCGUCCAGCGCCACUACCACUAUGGCUGCCACCUGCGCCACCCCAAGAUGGCGGCAGAACGAAGGUCAGGCAGGGCAAAGGUCAUGGCACCGCUAGCCAAUGAGCGCGCGCGCCUGGCCGCCGCCUAUAGGAAGGCAGCGCGGGCUGUGGGGCUGGAGUGUGCGGGAGCUUCAGUCACCAUGUCGGGCUCGCAGGCCGAGGGUGCAGCGUUCUGUAAAGGGCCCGGCCGCCGGAGGACAUGGGCCGAGCUGCUGGCAGGCAGAGUCAAGAAGCAAAAACAUAAUCCUGAAAGGGAACAAAAAUUAAAGGAUUCAGCACUGCACCUCCUGAGAGGCCACCAAAACAUGAAUGACCUUUUGCUAGAGGUAGAAGAUUCACAAUGUAAAAACUUACAUCUCAGCAAACUGGUGGAAUGUGACAGUGCUGAAACCUACUUUGAUCAUUCUAGUUCCUUCCUACGCUCUGCUUUUCGGGAUCAAGCCUCAAGACUAGGGGUUUCUGUGGGGAUCCUCUCUGCCAGAAUGUUGGCCUGCAGUAUGGAACAGGUCUGCACCAAGCCCAGCCACCCUGUGCUGCUCAGCUCAGAGCAAAGAAAGAAACUGUCUUCCUUGUUAGAGAUUGCUCAGCAUUUAUUGGCAUACAAUAUGUUCUCCCGUCUUACCUUUUGUCAAGAAUUAUGGAAAGCACAGAACUCUUUGUUGCUUGAAGCUGUAUGGCGUCUUCACGUACAAAAUGUGGUGAGCCUACAAGAGCUGCUGGAGAGCCAUCUUGACGUACAGGCUAUGGCCACAUGGCUCUUCAAGAACCUCUGCUUUCUCUGUGAACAGACAGAAACAUCUUGCUCAUCUGCUGAUGUUGUUGAGGCCAUGCUUUCUGGUUUUGUGCAGCUAUUAGUUUUGAAGGGAUUUCAGGAAAACUCAGAUCUAAGAAGACCCUCGGAACCUGAAAAGAUGUCCCAGGUUGCAACUGAUGUACUGCAGAGAAUGCUGGCUUUUGCGCUUGAUGCUCUGGAUGCACAGGAGGUUUCGACUCACCAGGCAGUUAGGGGCUGGUUUCGUGUGUACACUGGGCAUGUAUGCUGUGGUUUGACUGCAUUGGAUUCUGUGAAGAGGUUCUUCCAUCAUGCUCUAACUCAGAUUCUGACUCACAAACCUGUGCUGAAAGUGUCUGAUGCCAUUCAAAUGCAGAAAGAGUGGAGCUUUGCAAAGACUCACCCUUUGCUCACCACCCUGUACUGCAGGCUUUUUGUGAUGCUGAGUCCAAAGGAGUCAGUUGACUGUUUGCAGGAAGUCCUGGAGAUGCAAGAGGUUAACUGGCAACAUGUGCUCUCUUGUAUGUCUACUUUGGUGGUCUGCUUCCCUGAAGCACAGCAGCUAGUUAAAGAUUGGGUGGCCUGUUUGAUGGCCCGUGCCUUUGAGAGCUACCAUCUGGACAGCAUGGUCACUGCAUUCCUGAUUGUGCGCCAGGCUACACUGGAGGGCCCCUUCGUAUUCUCAUCCUAUGCAGACUGGUUCAAGGCCUCCUUUGGGAGCUCACUUGGCUACCAUACCUGCAGCAAGAAGGCACUGGUCUUCCUCUUCAAGUUCUUGUCUGACCUUGUGCCCUGGGAAGCCCCUCGGUACAUGAAGGUGCAUGUUUUCCACCCACCACUGGUCCCAAGCAAGUACCGCUUCCUCCUCACAGACUACAUCUCAUUGGCCAAGACAAGGCUUGCUGACCUCAAGGUUUCCUUAGAGAACAUGGGACUCUAUGAGGAUUUGUCCUCCUCUGGGGACAUUGUAGAGCCUCACAGCCAAGCGAUCCAGGAUGUUGAGAAGGCCAUUGUGGUAUUUGAACACACAGGGAGAAUCCCAGUACCUGUCAUGGAGGCCAGCAUAUUCAGGAGGCCCUACUACCUGUCCCACUUCCUCCCUGCCCUGCUCACACCAAGAGUGCUCCCAAAGGUUCCUGACUCCCGAGUGGCUUUUAUAGAGUCCCUAAGGAGAACAGAUAAGAUUCCCUCAUCGCUGUAUGACACCUACUUCCAGGCAUGUGCCACAGCUGAGAAGAAGCAGACUGAAAAUGCCACCUCAGGAACAAGAACAGAACCUGGCUAUGAUGAAGAGCCCCUGGGAUUGCUCACAGCAGCACUUGAAGAGCUCAGAGCUUCAAUGGUAGACCCCACCCAGUAUGACGUUUUAUCUGCUCAGGUGGCUGUGAUUUCUGAAAGGCUAAAUGCUGCUUUGGGUCACAGUAAUGAUGACAGCCUCCAGAGAGUGAAGAUUCAACUCAACGUCCUUGUUCCCGAACUCAAGAAGAAGGACCAAGCGGUUGUAGAUCUCCUGCUCACAGCCUUCUGUCAGAACAUAAUGGCAGCUUCCAGCUUUGUGCCCCUAGACAGACAGAGCCCCUGGGCUUCCCUCUUCGUAAGGAUCCUUUGUGGACACCUGCUUCUUCCUGCAGUACUCACUCGGCUCUGCCAGCUGCUCUGUCACCAGGGCCCCAGCCUGAGUACCCCUCAGGUACUGGGGUUGGCCGCUCUGGCUGUCCAUCUGGGUGAGUCCCGAUCCAUGCUCCCAGAGGUGGAGCCAGGUAUUCCUACCUGUGCCAGCAGCCUUCCUGUCCCCGAGUUCCUGGACAGUCUCCUGACCUGCCGCACCAGGGAAUUCUUGCUCUUCUCUAUGAAAUUCUGUACAGCAGCAAUUUCUUACUUUUUGUGCAAGUUCUCUCCAAAAUCCGAUGAUGCCUUACACAAUUUAUCUCCAGGCCUAGUCAAAAAGUUUCAGUUCAUUAUGUUCAGAUUGUUCUCAGAAGCCCGAGCCCCUGGCCCUCCAGAGAACACAGAUGGCCUUUUCUGGAGACCCUUGUACCUUUCUUCUACAGACUGGCAGAGUGCUGCACUUUCUCUGUGGAGAUGGGACAGCUUCCAAGAGCUGUUGAAGAAGAAGGAGUUUUAUUUAACUUACAGAGAUUGGCUACAGCUGGAACUGGAAAUUCAACCUGAAGUUGAUAUUCUUCCCAAUACAGAAAGACAGGACUUCCACCAAUGGGCAAUCUAUGAACACUACCUCCCGGCGCCGUCUGCUUUGGGAGGCUGCGAUGGAGAUCUGGAAGUGGCUUGUACAGUCCUUGUCAGUGAGCUGAUGGACUUCUACCAAAGUUCGAGGAGUUAUAACCACUCAGAGAACUCAGAUCUGGUCCUUGGUGGACACAAAGGAAAUGAAGAUAUUCUUUCUAGGCUGCAGGAGAUGGCUGUGGACCUGGAGCUAGAGCAAGGCCCUGCCACGCCCUCUGGCUGCUUUACUUCUCACUUUCUCUUCCGGGUGUUCCAAAGUCGGCUCCAGGCUCUGGCCGGUGGGGGCAGCAUGGCUACUAGCCUUAAGAGACAGCAAGAGCUGCUCCUGUGCAAACGGCUUCUUCUCCGUCUAUCUCCAUCUAUUCUUGUCAGCAGCCCCCAGGCUGGACAGCCUGCCACCCCCAACUGUGAGGAGUUCUUUCACCUGGUCAACUCUGAGUUGAGAAACUUCUGUUGCCAUGGCUAUGUCCUGACCCACAACAUUACCGUCCACUUCUUCAGGGGCCUCCUUAAUGCCUGUUUUCGCAGCAAAGACCCAUCACUGAUGGCCAACCUGACCCUGACAGAGUGCCAGACCAAGUGCCCCAUGCUUCUGACUUCUGCACUGUCAUGGUGGUCAAGCCUGGAGCCAGUGCUAUGUAGUCGGUGGAAGAAAUGCUGCCAAAGCACGCUGCCUCAAGAGCUGCUGAGGCUGCAGGAAGCCCAACAGUUUGCUAGCAAUUUCCUGUCCUCUGAAUCAGCUUCCCCAGCACCUAACCUGGCCUGGGUCUCAGCUGCACCUAACCUGGCCUGGGUCUCAGCUGCAGCACUGCACUUUGCAUUUAGAAAAGUUAGGAAGGAAAAUGUCAAGAAACUGAAGAGUCUAGACUGUGAAAGAGAGGAGCUUCUCAUCUCCCUGCUUUUCUUCUCCUUGAUGGGCCUACUCUCGUCCUCUCUGACCCCACAGGACACUGCUGAGUAUCUGAAAGCUGUGGACAUCUGUGCCGAGGUCCUUGGGUGCUUAGAAAGAAGGAAAGUGUCCUGGCUGGUGCUCUUUCAGUUGACAGAGACAGAUGCCGGGCUGGGGCACCUCCUUCACUUGGCCCCAGAUCAGUACAUUAGGCUGCUACCAUUUGCCUUCUACAGCCUUCUUCCCUACAUCAGUGAAGAUGCUGUCAUCAGGGAAGAGGCUUUCUUGUAUGUUGCCACUGACAUGUACCUCAAGCUGAUCCAGCUCUUUGUGGAUGGGGAAACUAAGGCUAUGUCACUUCAGGUCAGCAGGAGCUUGCCACUCCAAGGCCAGUCCUGGCUCCAGGGCAGUCCUGUACAACUGGUAACAAAGGCACGUAUUUUUCUGCUGCAGCUAAUACCUCGAUGCCCAAAACAGUGCUUCUCAAACGUGACAAAGCUACUGGCUGGUCGUGGAGACUACGACCCAGAGGUGAGCACCGCCCUCCUGUGCAGGCAGCAGACUGACCCUGACCUCGAUCUCUACCAGGAACCCAAUCUCUUCUGACUGCAACCAUCUCAGUGCACCAGCUGGCUCCUUUGAAAAUAAUUUAUUGCAAGCAUAACAUGGAGCUCUUGU
Nannospalax galili (Upper Galilee mountains blind mole rat) is the source of this 4953-nucleotide messenger RNA. RefSeq names its product FA complementation group A (gene Fanca). The record is from RefSeq and is a predicted model, not a curated record. Gene Ontology annotation, biological process: interstrand cross-link repair; regulation of regulatory T cell differentiation. Bases 379 to 4881 code for a protein of 1500 amino acids. The transcript is spliced from 43 exons. Gene Ontology annotation, cellular component: Fanconi anaemia nuclear complex. NCBI's taxonomy places the organism in Eukaryota, Metazoa, Chordata, Mammalia, Rodentia, Spalacidae.